AAAAACAAAUUUGUAUCGAAAUUUUCUGAAGAAAAUCUUAGGAAUUGAAGCAAACAAAGAUGCCUUUGAAAAUGGCGGACGCAACCUUAUCGACCUUCAACACCGUUUUCGAGAAAUUCAAAUCCGAAGCACCAAACAACAAAAGCAAUCUCAUCUUGUUCUUGGCUGAUAUCGAACCUUCCACUAAUCUCAGUUGGUGCCCUGAUUGUGUGCGAGCUGAACCAGUUAUAUACAAAAAACUGGAAUCAUCAAGUGAUGACGUGGCGCUCCUUAGGGCUUAUGUGGGAGACAGACCCACGUGGAGGAACCCACAGCACCCAUGGAGGGUGGACUCCAAGUUCAAGCUGAAAGGAGUCCCAACUCUAAUCCUUUGGGAAAAUGGUGAGGUUAAAGGUCGCCUUGAAGACCAUGAAGCCCAUAUUGAACGCAAGAUUGAUGCCCUAAUUGCUACCAAAUAAUCAUAUGAUAUCUUCUAAGUGUUUCCAAUAAGGUUUUAGUUACAUGACUAAUUAUAUGUUUAGACUCUUCGAUGACAGUAAUAAUAAUGUAUUGAGGUUAUGAUAUCCAA
Molecule: messenger RNA, 568 nt
Organism: Lactuca sativa (garden lettuce)
Lineage: Eukaryota; Viridiplantae; Streptophyta; Magnoliopsida; Asterales; Asteraceae
Product: Thioredoxin superfamily protein
Cellular component (GO): cytosol
Molecular function (GO): protein-disulfide reductase [NAD(P)H] activity
Source: RefSeq, a predicted model, not a curated record